AUGUCCAGCUCAACCAACAACUUCCUCCCUCUCAUCCCGGCCGCCCACCGUGUGGCUGUCAUCUCUUCCCUCGACAAUGCCGCCAAUGAUGUGUCUGUCAUUCCCGCACUCCAGAAGACCCGUCGUUCCAGCUCCACCGCAACCGCCGACUCGAACGAUGCCGCUGAAGAACCUGUCCUCCCAUCCGAGACUGUCGAUCCUAUUGUCGAGUCACCCACCGAGGCCGUCAAUGUUCGAGUCAACGCCGCACAGCCCGAACACCGAUUCUUGAAGUUGGGCUACUAA
Molecule: messenger RNA, 285 nt
Organism: Rhinocladiella mackenziei CBS 650.93
Lineage: Eukaryota; Fungi; Ascomycota; Eurotiomycetes; Chaetothyriales; Herpotrichiellaceae
Exons: 1
Coding region: 1-285 (94 amino acids)
Source: RefSeq, a predicted model, not a curated record